Molecule: messenger RNA, 576 nt
Organism: Paramecium octaurelia
Lineage: Eukaryota; Ciliophora; Oligohymenophorea; Peniculida; Parameciidae
Source: the annotation of a GenBank genome assembly
AUGUUAAAUAUUAAUUAUAACGAACCAAAAUUUGGUAGAUUAGCUUGUGUGUAAUGUAUUCAAGAAAAUCAGAUAUAAUACGUUAGCUUAAAAGAGGCGAAUAAGAUGUGGAAUACCUUUAUUGGAUAAUCAGAAGAUUUGAUAUCUAAACAUAAUUGUAGAAGAGAAUAAAUGUUUAAAUUGGUUAUAGAAGAAACUCAAUAACUAAAAGAUAAUUAUAACCACUCGUUAUCAGAAAUGUUAUCUUCUAUAGAUGAACAGUUUGUCAAAAAUAAUUAAGAGAUUUAAGAUUUCCUUAAAUUAGAUAAUAAAUAAAUAUUUGAAUUAGAUGAAAAAUAAUUUGAAAAGAUGAUUGAUUUCUUAAGCUAAUAAGAUAAAAAUAAACACAUACUUUAGCAAUAAGAUAAACAAGAUAGGCUUGAUUAAUUGUUUUAUCAGAAUGUUAAAUCUAAAUUAGAAACCCUGAUCAAACAUGAUUUACUUUGCAAAUAAUAAUUGAUGGUCAUUUUGUAAGAAUAAAAAAGUAAUUUAUUUUUUUUAAGAUAAUUAAAACAUAGAAAAUAACAUGCAUUUUGA